This is a messenger RNA of Penicillium cinerascens, 1710 nucleotides long. RefSeq lists its product as uncharacterized. The transcript has 4 exons. Gene Ontology annotation, biological process: DNA-templated transcription. The coding region runs from base 1 to 1710 and encodes 569 amino acids. The record is from RefSeq and is a predicted model, not a curated record. Lineage: Eukaryota; Fungi; Ascomycota; Eurotiomycetes; Eurotiales; Aspergillaceae. Gene Ontology annotation, molecular function: DNA binding; zinc ion binding.
AUGCGACGGCAAGCGACCGUGCUAGGCGGGCUCGACCGCGCAGCUCUGGCAGAGCGGCGUAAACGGCUCGCUGCGACAGAAGAAAGUACGAUAACCGGUGAACCGGGUCCACAAAGACCCGCAGCCGCUCAGCAGGGCCCAGAAUGUACACCUCAAUUCCUCGAGAUGGACUUCUCGAGCAGCUACGAUCUACUUAACGGGAUCAGCAUUGGUGAUGGCACAUCUGGAAUGACUUCACCAGCAGCAACCCAAGUCGUUAUGGGCGAUAUCGAGAAAGACGCCUUGGUCGAUGCUUACUACAAGAACUUUCACAAGUUGCAUCCGUUCCUCCCGCCCAAAAGGCACUUUCUCAGACUUUGCCAAGAUCCGAGCAGACAGCUCAGCUUCACACCACUCAUUGCUGUCAUGCGCUUUGUUGGACAUAUUUUCAACUCGCACGGAUGGUCAAGUCUAUUGAAGGACUUCGCCGAGACGUGCUUUUCGCAGGCAUUACCAACGGAUCCAGUUAUGGUCCAAUGCCGACUCUUAUAUUCAAUGGCUUUGUUCUGGUACGACUAUAAGGCUGAAUCCAAAAUGGAGAUGAAAAAGGCUAUUCAUCUUGCCGUUGAUCUCCAUAUGUUUUCUCAAGACUUUGCGACGAAACAUGGUGCCGACGACCCCGUAUUGAGGGAAUGCUGGAGAAGGACGUGGUGGAUGCUUUACCUCGUAGACGCAUACUAUGCUGGAACCCUCGGCACUAUGAAUUUUGAAGUCGUGGAUAUUGAGGUCACGGUGGAUCUGCCCUGUGAAGAGUCUGAAUUUGAGUCCGGGAAAAUUCCCGCACCCAAAACCUUGGAGGAAUUUGACUGCCGCGAAUUCUCUCCUGAAAGUACCUUCUCAUCCUUUGCGUACUUGAUCGGUGCUGUACGCUGUGCGGCAUCUGCAAUAUCGUGCGCACCAAAAAUUGCAAAUAAAGAAGACUCGAUGCAUAUCCUUCAGGCUGCUGACUCCAGUCUGGAUGGCUGGCGACUUCUACUUCCAGAGAAUCGCAAGCAGGUCAUUUCCAAAACGGGAGAAAUCGACGAACUCAUGUUUCAAGCACACCUACUCAUUCAUGUAGCCACCAUCGGAUUACAUCGACCAUUCUCCGAUCUCAAGUUCAACGCCGUAGAAGACGUCUCGAGCUGCGCUCGAGAACCGCCUCUCGACACACCAACACCAGAACUUGUCAACGUGCAUACGGUGCGAGUCCUCCGGUCCGUCGAAGCACAAAUACGCCUUUUGGCAUUGCCGGUCCGCCAAUUCCACCACACCCCAUUCACAACCUGCAUGGUCAGCGAAGGCACCCUGGCGCUCCUCUCAGCCUGCAAUUAUCUGUUCAAGAGCAGGGAUCUGGCAACCGCAAGAGACCAGAUCCGCAUGACUAUCGGGUGUCUGAAGGCAUUGGGUGAAAUCUGGCCACGGACAGCAAGAAAUGUGCGAGAGAUCCAAACUAUUGCGCAUCAUGUGUUGGGAAUUGGGUCGAAGAAUACCAGUAAAAGUGUUACUCCCAAUUCCAGCGAAGUGCCGCCUCUGUUUGGUGGUCAAGAGCAAAGAAGUCAUGGCUCCGAGGGUGAGAUUUCGAGUAACGAUACUGAUAUGCUGCCCUCUCUUGGCUCUAUCGAGGAUCUCUGUGGAUGGUAUAACCUUGGAGAUCUCGAUGGCCUUCCGUGGGGAAUGACUGAUGGAUGA